UCCACCACCACCGCCUCCCUCCUUUCGCGUGCAGUUCGCAUCAACACACACUUUCUCAUUACGACAGCCCUCUGGCUCCACUUUCUCCCGGGCGACUUACAGCGACACCACACACUCCAGCAUGAUUCUCAAGGUCAGGACACUUACCGGCAAGGAGGUCGAGAUCGACGUGCAGCCUGAAUGGCAGGUGAGUACUGCUAGCGCUGCUUGCUUGCGCGACGCGUCGCUGACGCACACAGAUCAGCAAGGUCAAGGAGAGCGUCGAGGAGAAGGCGGGUAUCCCUCCCGUUCAGCAGCGUCUGAUCUUCGGUGGCAAGGCCAUGUGAGUCGAGGUUUCGUGGGAACGCUACGCCGUGCCGCGCUGCCGGCGCCGAGGCAUCGGGUCGGAGCCGGGACUCGCACUCACACACGCGCAGGGGCGACGACAAGACGAUUGCCGACUACAAGAUCACGACCGGCACCACCAUCCACCUUGUGCUCGCGCUCCGUGGUGGGCGCCGAUGAGCGAGCAGCUCACGAGCAGAGCGCUGCUGGUCGAGCGCAGUUGACGUAGGUCAGCUUGGCGGCGUCGAGACAACAGUGUCGGCGUUUGCCACCGACGGCCAUAUUAGAGGUCGAAUGCAUCUAUUUACCUCAUCGC
Vanrija pseudolonga is the source of this 640-nucleotide messenger RNA. RefSeq lists its product as uncharacterized. Bases 122 to 553 code for a protein of 143 amino acids. The record is from RefSeq and is a predicted model, not a curated record. The transcript has 3 exons. Lineage: Eukaryota; Fungi; Basidiomycota; Tremellomycetes; Trichosporonales; Trichosporonaceae.